CCUUAGGGAACCUCAGGCGAGCUGCGAGGCGAGGCAGUCAGUCGCUCUCAGCUAUGACAUGCAUAACGCAUGAGAGCUAGCCGAAUCUCUCCUUCAGUCCGUCUAUCUUUCUCUAUUUACUGUUUUUUCUCUCUCUCUCAUUUUCCCUCGGCUCUUAGUUUUUUUUUUUCCCCCCGUGGGUGUUUUCGGUAACCAAAAAGAAAAAAAUAAAAACACAUUUCCGGUUUUACAGUGCUUCAAGGAGUUACAGUGUUUUUUUUUUUUUUUUAACCCCCAAACAAGGAUCGUGCAAAAAAGUGCGUGUGUAAUUUGUGUUUUAAUCAUGUCAGUUCAAAUGUGUCGGACAGUGUAAACCAUACGGGAAUUUUGGAGGAACUUGAACAAUUGGUGAUACAAAAAAAGGAAGCUUUUUUUUUCAACCCUAAAAAAGGAGGGUAUUUAAUGUGUGCCUGGUGGCACGAAACUACCUCAAGGAGGUAUUUUUAGUUAAAGUGUAAGGAAGUAGAUGGCCGCUACCACGUACAUGCCGGUUAGUAGUGCAGUAUCUUCAGACCUGGAUGGUGGUUCAGGUUCCACGAUCGGAAUGAACAUCGCCGUUGGUGGCUAUUCGUCGGGUUCACCCCGCAGUGCAGCCGACGCUGGGGAAAUGAAAUAUAUGCCCGCGCCACAACAUCAUCAUCACCAUCAUCAUCAUCAUCAGGUGAAUUCAUCACCGUCGCCAAAUGGAUUAUCACAUUCGGCAGCGAGUCUCUCGUCUGCAAAUCCAUGGGUACCCGAUCCAUGGGCAGCAUCAAUGGGUAUGCAUCAUACCACCCAUCAUCCACAUCAUCAUCCACAUCAAGCAAAUUUGGAUGUUAAACCAUUAACAGCCGCCGCAACAGCUACCGAUCAGGGUAUGCAUCAUCGUGGACCCCAUCAAUCACCUGGUAUGGCAUCGCCACAUUCUUGGCAUGCACCAGUUGUACCAUCAGCACAUUAUAAUCCAACUGGUGGCGCAGCAUCGCCAACAACCCUUCAACAAUCCGUCUAUCAUGCGGCAAUGAAUGGUAUGCUCCAUCAACAUCCCCAUCAGCAUCCACAUCAAUUACACAAUCAUCAAGCCGGUUUGCCUCAUCAUUUACGUGACGCCCACAAUCAUAGUCCACCAUCGGGACAUCCUUUACAUCCCGGACAUCCAUUGGAUAGGGAUCAUAGUGCCGGCGAGGAGGAUACACCAACAUCCGAUGAUCUCGAAGCCUUUGCCAAACAAUUUAAGCAAAGGAGAAUUAAACUUGGUUUCACUCAAGCCGAUGUUGGCCUCGCACUUGGUACUCUUUAUGGCAAUGUUUUCUCCCAAACGACGAUAUGUAGGUUUGAGGCAUUACAAUUGAGUUUUAAAAAUAUGUGUAAACUAAAACCACUAUUACAAAAAUGGUUAGAGGAGGCUGAUUCAUCAACGGGUUCGCCGACAAAUAUUGAUAAAAUUGCCGCACAAGGUAGAAAACGAAAAAAGAGAACAUCAAUUGAAGUUUCGGUUAAGGGUGCAUUGGAACAACAUUUUCAUAAACAACCAAAACCAUCAGCACAGGAAAUAACGAGUUUGGCUGAUAGUUUACAACUUGAAAAAGAAGUUGUUAGAGUUUGGUUUUGUAAUCGACGGCAAAAGGAGAAACGUAUGACACCACCAAAUACACUUGGCGACGGUAUGAUGGAGGGUCUACCGCCAGGUCAUCAAAGUCAAGGUGGUCUUCAUCAGGGUUAUCAUCCGCAGGAUCAUUUACAUGGUUCGCCAAUGGGCCACAGUCAUAGUCCACCAAUGCUUAGUCCUCAGGGUCUCACGGCACAUUCAUUAGCGGCUCACUAGCGUUCGCCGGGGCCUCCCCCAUUGGGCCUCGUCACAACCCAAGGAAAUUCAUCAGGAACACCUGAAUCAGUGCUACCACCAUUCUAUCAUCAUUAUUUACAAGCGCGCACCAGCAGCUAUUCAAAUUCGUAGCUCUACUAUAAGGAUUAUACUUGGGAUUAAUCACGAGGAACAAAAAUCCGGGUCUGCAAAACCCGGGGGAGGCUUUCCUUAUUUUUGCCACGAAAAAAAAAGGAGGAAAAAAAAAUUCCCAAACUCGUUAAAACCUCAGUGUCUUAAUUCUACCGUCGGAUAUUCCUUUCACUGCGUGUUUUCAACGAGUUUAAAAAUUUUUUUUUUUUUUUCUUUUUUUUCCAAAUGAACAAUUGUUAUUUAAAGGACUUUAAUGCAGGACAGAAAAAACAAAAAAAUAUAUAUUAUAUUAUAAAUAAAUGAAAAAAACAAAUAUAUAUUGGAAUCGCGUUUUUAGGAGAGAAAAGUGGUUUUCGUCGGGCGAUUUUUUUUUGCUUGAAGCAAAUAUUGGAAAAAAAAAAACCAAACCCGUGAAAACGAAUGAUGUAACAUAAAAGUAAAUAUGAACUGUAAAUAAUGUACCACAGAUUUAAAAAGUAAAAAAAAACAUAAAUUUUUUUUUUUUUUUUUGCUAGUUUAAGUGAGCGACGUCGCGCGCGUCUCAAAAACAAAGUCUUUGCGAUGCAAAAAAAAAAGGGGAGGAUAGUGCGCGAUUAAAAAAAUGUAAAAAUCGAAUUUUCAAAGAAAUUUCCAAAAAUCAAGAAUCGGUUGUUGUAACAGAAAAAUGGUUGUUGAAUGAUUUCUUUAAAGAAAAAAAAAUGUACGAAAAGAGAAUAAUUGUUAAACGAUUUUUUUUUUUUUUUUUUUUUUUUUAAAGGAGAACGAUUUUCAAAAAACGAUUUUUAAAAAACUAUUUUAAAAACAGAAAACGAUUAUAAAAAAAAACUGAUUUUAAAAACUACGAUUUUAAAAACGAGAACGAUUUAAAUAAAAAAACGGUUGUUCCACGAAAUGUUUUAAAAAAAAGAGAUGGGGAAAAAAAAUUUUGUUUCGAAAAAAAAAAAAUGCAAGAGACGUGCGAUUCUUGAACAUCGAGUCCCCUCAUGAAAAAUCCCUUCUGUAUAAAGAUUGAUUCUUGAAGGAAAUUUUUUGGGACUUUUCUCAACAAAAAAUAAAAAAUAAAGAACGAGAGAGGAAAUAUUCGGCGCAGCUGCCAACCUAUCAUCCCGUGUGAAUGUGCAUAUUAAUACUUAGAACUAACAUUUACUAUAUGUUAAAUCUACGAUUAAAGGCUGUAGCAAGUGGGUUACUAUGAUUAAGACACUAUUUUAUGUA
Messenger RNA from Leptopilina boulardi, 3190 nucleotides. RefSeq names its product POU domain protein CF1A (gene vvl). Gene Ontology annotation, cellular component: nucleus. The record is from RefSeq and is a predicted model, not a curated record. The coding region runs from base 506 to 1843 and encodes 445 amino acids. Lineage: Eukaryota; Metazoa; Arthropoda; Insecta; Hymenoptera; Figitidae. Gene Ontology annotation, biological process: regulation of transcription by RNA polymerase II; brain development. The transcript has 2 exons. Gene Ontology annotation, molecular function: DNA-binding transcription factor activity, RNA polymerase II-specific; RNA polymerase II cis-regulatory region sequence-specific DNA binding.